AUGGUCUCUCCGUCGAGCAAUCACCACCGACGGCGGAGCUCCGUCCUGACGGGCGCUGGAGGCCCGUCACAAAUUCCUUCGACCGACCAAAGGGAUGAGCAUUCCCGAACCCCCGUCGCCGAUGGGCCCAAUUAUAAACGGGAAGACCAGAAGCCUGGAGGUACCGAGGACGCCGAUGCAUCCGACCUUUCCUCCAUUGCAGAGAGCGUCGAGAUGGAUUUCAUCAGCUCCGAUGACGAUCUUCACGACGACGAGGAGACAGGCCUCACAGCGAAGCAACGACGUCAACGACGCCGGAGAAGAAAGCAGCGCCGCCAAUUGGAUGCCCGGAUCGCCGAUGUCAAGUCCUCACGACAGGAUCUAUUUUCGCUGGGAGGUGCGGAUAGCGAUAUUAUCAGGAAGCUCCUGAUUAAUACCGGGUUGAUUCUACUGUGGUACUUCUUUUCGUUGGCGAUAUCAAUUUACAAUAAAUGGAUGUUCGAUGAUGACGAGGUCGUGUUUCCCUUUCCAUUGUUCACCACAAGCUUGCAUAUGCUCGUCCAAUUCACUCUCGCCUCCAUUCUCCUCUACCUGAUUCCUUCGCUACGUCCCCAGCCGGUCGCUUCGUCAUCACCCUCCAGCUCACCCGUCGGACAGCCCGAGGGGGUGGACUCGAAACCACCGCUAUUUACCAAAUUUUUCUACUUCACACGCUUGGUUCCCUGCGGCGCGGCGACCUCGCUUGACAUUGGCCUCGGUAACAGGUCGCUGAAAUAUAUCUCCCUCACCUUUCUCACCAUGUGCAAAUCUUCGGCUCUUGCCUUCGUCCUCCUCUUCGCCUUUCUUUUCCACCUGGAAACUCCAUCCGUCAAGCUGAUCGUCAUUAUCGCCACCAUGACCCUGGGUGUGAUCAUGAUGGUCGCCGGGGAGACCGCCUUCAAUGCGAUCGGGUUCGUCUUGGUCAUCGCUUCAGCCUUCUUCUCAGGGUUCCGAUGGGGCUUGACCCAGAUCCUACUUCUACGCCAUCCGGCGACAGCCAAUCCAUUCUCAACUCUCUUCUUCCUCACCCCCAUUAUGUUUGUAUCGCUGCUCAUCAUUGCUCUGGCGGUAGAGGGCCCGUCCGAGAUCGUAACGGGCUUCGUCACCCUUGCCGAUGCUCGUGGCGGUCUGUCUGGCAUUCUGCUUCUUAUCUUUCCAGGCGUGCUGGCGUUUUGUAUGAUUGCUUCGGAAUUCGCCCUUCUGAAGCGCUCGUCCGUCGUCACCCUGAGCAUCUGUGGCAUUUUUAAGGAAGUGAUCACCAUCAGUGCAGCAGGGGUCGUGUUCCAUGAUAAGCUCACUAUCGUCAAUAUCUCGGGCUUAAUUAUCACGAUUGCGAGCAUUGGCACCUACAAUUACAUGAAGAUCUCCAAAAUGCGCGCCGAGGCACGAAGCAGCUCGUGGGAACGUAGCCCGGAUCUAGAAUCGGAGAUCGAAGGCUUGAUUCCGAUACAGCGGGGAGAAUACCACCAGGUACAUAACCCAGAAACCCGUAUGGUGCAGUCCGAUGAUAAUGUCAACAUUACCCCCGUGGACGACCUGGAAAGCGGCGAUCGGCGGUCGUUCCGGGUUCGGGCCAGCGGUUCGACCAACAUUCAUGGGCUCAGUAUCAACACAACAAAUCUAGCCGCCGGUGAUCGAUCGAUGUCUCCGCGGGUCUCUGGACCGUCGCCUUUGCGCUCUGCUCCUCCCGUUAUUUUCUCUGCAGAAGCUGAGCUUCCUAAAACAGGACGGAGUGCAAGCCCGGGCCGUAACUUACAGUCCUCUCCUGAGAGGGCCGGAUGGGAAAGGCAGUAG
This is a messenger RNA of Aspergillus tanneri, 1812 nucleotides long. RefSeq names its product putative nucleotide-sugar transporter (gene CAS42). Gene Ontology annotation, biological process: UDP-glucose transmembrane transport. The transcript is spliced from 2 exons. Gene Ontology annotation, cellular component: cis-Golgi network; Golgi apparatus; endoplasmic reticulum-Golgi intermediate compartment. The coding region runs from base 1 to 1812 and encodes 603 amino acids. Gene Ontology annotation, molecular function: antiporter activity. NCBI's taxonomy places the organism in Eukaryota, Fungi, Ascomycota, Eurotiomycetes, Eurotiales, Aspergillaceae. The record is from RefSeq and is a predicted model, not a curated record.